CAAAUAUGGGGCCUCCUUCCCACGCAGUGUGGAGUUGUCAGCCAUAUAUUUCCUCGGCUUGGCACGCAGGACACGGAGGAGCUGCUGAAGUAGAAGUGCCAUGGAGCAGACGGAGCCACUAGAGGGGCGUUAUUUUGUGGGGAAGAAAGACGACUUGAUUCAAGCAAAGCGCACUUUCAAAACACUAGAUGAUCGGGAUGUACUGAUCAUCUACCAUCAAGGAUGCUUCUAUGCUCUGGACUAUUACUGCUAUCAUGCUGGUGGAAAGCUGGAAACUGGAGAUAUUGAGGAAUUAGGUGGCACGCUGUGCAUAAUUUGUCCCAAACACAAGUACAAGAUUUCCCUCGCCAAAGGGGAAGGUUUAUCCAAGACCAUAGACAAGACCAAAAACCCACCAAUGCCCAAAUGGUUCUCAAAAGGAGUAAAGCAGCGGGUCCACACAGUGACGGAAACCAAUGGGGACGUCUAUGUGGAGCUCUCUACGAUGCCUGGAUGGGUUGAGUCAGACUACUUCCAAGGACAGGAGGGCAAAGAGAAAAGGGCCAAAGCUGAGGCUGAGGCUGAUUCCUAUGAGGGGACGGACUCUUCCUAAUGGAUGAGGAAACAUUACAUCACAUCACCUAUGCAUGGGGCCCAGUUAACCAAUAAGUAGCCUGAUAAUUGACACAAAAAAUGGACAAAAAACACAAUUACGUAAAUUGUUUUCACCGUCGCGUGACUAAAAUUGUAAUAAAAGAGUCAGUCUUU
Messenger RNA from Syngnathus acus (greater pipefish), 747 nucleotides. RefSeq names its product Rieske (Fe-S) domain containing (gene rfesd). The transcript is spliced from 4 exons. Gene Ontology annotation, molecular function: 2 iron, 2 sulfur cluster binding. The record is from RefSeq and is a predicted model, not a curated record. The coding region runs from base 101 to 592 and encodes 163 amino acids. Lineage: Eukaryota; Metazoa; Chordata; Actinopteri; Syngnathiformes; Syngnathidae.